This is a messenger RNA of Bursaphelenchus okinawaensis, 937 nucleotides long. Lineage: Eukaryota; Metazoa; Nematoda; Chromadorea; Rhabditida; Aphelenchoididae. The record is from the annotation of a GenBank genome assembly.
AUGAGUUUCUUUAAGUUAAACAAACUCGCAAACAAUGUAGUUUCCACCGCUUCCAGCAUUCCAUCUGUAAGAGAAUACAUCUGGAAUUAACGUUCGAUUCAUUUCAGUUCGCACCUUCUGCUCAAGCCAGUCCUAUCGUUUACGAGCACGACGUCAGCGGAAUGCAGCGAGUCAACGUCAAGACCGCUGUUACUCAAGGAGCUCGCUAUGUCUCGACCAUCCCCAAGCCCACUACUCCAAAGCCAUCGUUGGAGGAGUUCGAUCCUCUGAACCCAGGAGGCUGGCAAUUGGGAGCCGGUGGCAAGAUCUUGCCUCGUCUUCCUGAAGGUACUCGUUGUGGAAAGUUGGUUAUGGGAAAGUACGGUUUGUACGAUCCUAAGCUCCGCAGACAAGUUGAGGAGUUCUCGGUAUGUUUUUAAUUUUGUUUUUGAUAAAUUUAGGUAACAAAAGUGACAUUCUGUCUUGAGAUUUGAAUUGAUGGGGUUUUAUACAUUAAAAAUGGCGUUGAAGACUUAAAAGACUUAGUAUCAUGAAGAAGGUGUUAACUAUACCUUUCUUCUUGGCAUGACUACUUUGAUUUUGAUGCUGACGUAGCUUACGAUUCUUGAAUCCGCUCGAUCUUACUUUUUUAUCAGUUUUUAGCUACGUUCUUUGUGUUCUCAAUAACCAUUUUAAAGAUACACAUUUAUUUAACACCUAAACAUCUUUCUAUUACAUUUCAUCAGAACAUAAGUUAACUGAAGUCUAAUUUCAGGCUGGUUUGGACGCUGGAAGAAAAUCAGAGGAAGCAUCUCCAGUUCACGCUAAGCACGCCAAAAUCUCCUUUAUUCUUUCUCACAUCUGUUUCUUGCUCGGCAUCUGGAACUUGGCCAGUUUGGUCUACGGCAAACCAUUGUGGCCAUACCCAUCUGACUACAAGGCUCCAGGAGCGGCCUAA